GUCCAAGAGCAGUAGAGCCAGAUUCAAAUUAGAUCGGAGAAGCUCCUGGGCGCGCUGCGUGUGACGUCACCGCCGGCGCGCUUCCUGCCAGUCAGUCUCCACAACAACUGCGCUAAGUGUUUGGGCAGUAACUUUGGCGCCAAUUUUCUGCCUGGUUUGCCGGGCCCUACCCUGCCUUCCCCCCUCUCUGGCAGCUUUGCUAAACAGAGAGAGAGAGUGAGAGAGAGCAACAGAGAGCAACUCCAUCCCAACAACGUGCGGCUCUUCUGCCCAAUGGAGAGCUAGGAUCAGGCCAGGAGGCGGGACAUUGCUUCACAAGAGGGGAGGGUACGGCCGGCCGGCAAUAGUUUUUUUGUGGAGCGCACGCAGCAGCUUAAUGCCUGGCAGGCACCCCCUGAGACUCCUCUCUCAUCUCACCUCUAGCACGAUUCGGAACCGGAACCUGACCAAUUUACCUAAGGCUCAAUAAGCACAACACACCUGCUGCUGCCCCGCGCUCAUUAAUGUGUGCAAGUGUUCUUUUACAGGGUUUCUGCCAUGUUGAGUCCUGUUCCAUUUGAAGGCUUUCUGCUCCUUUGACGUUGUGCUGAAUUUGUAAAAAUCCUUUAGAAAGACAACCGACUUUGAAUAAUGCUGUACCAGUUUCAGAAUAUGCUGCCCACACCGGUAUAUCCACAUGUUGGCCAUGGUAUUUUUGCUGAUGUUUAUGACCCUGCAGAAGAUUCGUUUCUUUUACUUGAUGCCUUGGAGAAGGAUGCAGAGGAGCUAAAGUCCAGCGUUGAAAUUUGCCUUGAAGUGGGCUGUGGGUCUGGUGUUGUAUCUGCAUUCAUUGCAUCAGUUAUUGGACAGAAAGCUUGGUAUCUAUGUACAGAUAUUAACCCCAAGGCAGCUUAUUGUACGCUGGAGACCGCCAAGGCCAACCAGUUACACAUUGAACCAAUCAUAACAGACUUGGUUGGAAGCCAUGGAAUUGAAGCUGCAUGGGCAGGAGGCAAAAAUGGCCGAGAAGUAAUGGACAGAUUUUUCCCAUUUGUUUCCAAGCUCCUUUCGCCAACCGGCAUCUUCUACUUGAUUGUUUUAAAGGAUAACAAUCCUGAUGAGAUACUGGAAAAUAUGAGGACGGAGGGGUUGAUAGGAUCCAAGGUUCUCUGUAGACAGGCUGGCAGAGAAAACCUGUCUGUUCUGAAAUUCAAGAAAUUGUUGAAAGCACCUUGAAUGCCUUUUAAUUGAACGAUGUUCACUGACCAUUUAUCCUCUGUGAGGAAGAUUUGCAAGAACAGAUUAGGGAUUGUUUGUAAUGUGUAAAUCCCUGCAGUAAAGUAAGAAACACAUGGGUACAUUGUAAUGACUGUGCUAAAAUGUUAUAUAGCCUAUUCCACAAAAAGCAAUCUGAAGCCUGCGGGAAUAACCAUUAAUGCAACCAUGCGUUGUUCUGCUAUUAUUAAAAAAAAAAAAAAAAAAAGGUAGCAAAACAUUUUACUACCAGAAUGUCUAAAGUGUUAACAGUGAGGUGUGUGUGAUUUCUCAGUAUGACAAUCGAGAAGGUGAGAAUAACACGGGUGAAGCUUAAGAACAAAGUCCUACAAUAUCUCAGAUGCAGGAGUAUUAGAAAAUGAAAGCAGACGAGCAUCACCAGACUUACCUGUUUCUUGUGUCUUUAAUAGUAAAGAACCAGUAGCACGAGAAAGAGAUUAUACUUUAUUAACUUUUAAAGAUUAUAUCUGUUGGCCAAGCUUUUGAUCAGGUAUAGAUAUAGUAGGAACAAUGGGGCUGAUUUAUCAAAUACUGACCUAGAGAAUUCCCCAUUUGUUAUAAGUUUUAGGGACUUUUUCAGGAAUGUUUUGCCAAAUGGACACAUUUAUCAAAGCUGGUAUCUGUGUCUGUUUGUCAGAAUGUGUCUUGAGCAGUAUAAUGCCAUUCUGAUCUGGCACAACUCGAUUAAAGUGUCUCAUAUAAAUAUUUUGUAAAAAUGUGCCGAUAUUGAACUUUCUAAUAGAACUGAAGACUAUAUAUGAGAACCUAUCUGCCUAUGGAAAAAAGUUUUGGCUGGUCUGGACCCCAUGUUAGUGGUUGUCACAGUCAAAGAGACUACUGGGAAGCAACAGAAGACAGUAGUGCAAAGCUUACCCUGUCUAAGUAUUUUUUAGCAUAGUGAAGCACCAAACAUUAGCAAAUAUAUUCACUGGGGGCACCACCCCUCCCCAGUGAAUUAUAGUUUCCUAGUCCUUAAAAAUAGAUUUUUUUUGGGGGGGGGGGGUCAGCUCUGUGAGGCUGCUAUUUUACAGUUACUUUUUCCUUCUGAUCUUUCUAGUGAGAUUCUCUCCUAUUCAUUUACAGUUAUAGUCUAUCAUCAAAUAGCUUUUAUAAUUCCAGAUGCUAAAGAAAAUGCUUAAUAAUUAAAAAGGCAAUAAAUUAGACCAGUUAAACGUUUUCUCAGAAUAUUUGUUCAACUUUCAAAACAACUGGCUGCAUGCACAUGGUGUGACAUUUUUUAGCACGUAAAAACACCCACAAUUCAUUUCCACUCCAUCCCUGGUGCUGUUAAUGGUAACCGAGUGAAAAUGUACAGUAGAGCUGGUGCGCUCCAGUGACACUAAAGAAUGACAGAGGAGCAAUUUCAACACAUUGAUUUUUAGAUGGCAAAAAAUGCUCAAAACAUCACUGUUAAGUCACUUUUUACUUUGGAACUGUAUUAGCUGCACUUAAAUACUUUUCACUGUGUGUCUUGAAGCAGAAUGUUGUGAAAAUACAGAAUCAAGCAAGCUCCGUGAACCACGUUUAUGAAUAAAAAGACCAUAUAAAA
Xenopus laevis (African clawed frog) is the source of this 2803-nucleotide messenger RNA. It is a transcript of the gene hemk2.L, whose product is annotated as N-6 adenine-specific DNA methyltransferase 1 L homeolog. The coding region runs from base 631 to 1215 and encodes 194 amino acids. Gene Ontology annotation, cellular component: nucleus; eRF1 methyltransferase complex. NCBI's taxonomy places the organism in Eukaryota, Metazoa, Chordata, Amphibia, Anura, Pipidae. Gene Ontology annotation, molecular function: protein methyltransferase activity; protein-glutamine N-methyltransferase activity; nucleic acid binding. The record is from RefSeq and is a predicted model, not a curated record. The transcript has 7 exons.